Molecule: messenger RNA, 1260 nt
Organism: Trypanosoma conorhini
Lineage: Eukaryota; Euglenozoa; Kinetoplastea; Trypanosomatida; Trypanosomatidae
Exons: 1
Coding region: 1-1260 (419 amino acids)
Source: RefSeq, a predicted model, not a curated record
AUGGAUGCCCCGCCGGGCCCUGCCCCCGCACUGGGCGAGCGCCACCCGCCGAUUACCCCCGACACACUCCAUGACAUUGUGGCGGAGCAUCUGCAGCGUGCUGGCAUGCGGGCGGUGGUCGCUGAUAUGCGGCGCCAGGCGAAAGCCGCCCGGGCCUCCGCCCGCAGCGCAGGGACGCAUCGGCAACCGGCCCACGAGCACGACACUACGCUUCAGUCGCCCUCAGUGGGGCCGUCAGCCGGCGCGCUGGGGUGGUGCCUCAGCUCCUCGGUGGCCACGAGAGUGGCGGUGCGCCACCUGCUCGGGGACGGUGCCUCGAAGCUGCACGCACAGUUCCAAUCGAUGGGGCUUCCGGCACCCGACACGGCGUUUCUGCAGAAUGCGUUAGACUCCAACGAAAAACGCAUGUGGUCCGUGCAGGAUGACGUGGACGCCGUGUACGUUGGGCGGGCGGGCGGCAAGGCGGGCCGUGGGAUACCCGCCUUCGGGACGCUGCAUCAACUCAUAGAGGCCUUGACGCACGUCAGUGUGCUGCCCCUCUCAACCCUCGCGGAGGAAAGGCUCUUGGCGCAGGAGGAAUUCACACAUGCGUUUCUGCGGCAGCACCGCUACUUCGCGUCGUCGUCCACGGUACUCGCCAAGCUAAUGGAGCGGUUUAUGGUGCCACUCUCGUUGAAGCUCGGGUUUGACAACUUUGAGGCGCACGGCAUUAGCGUCCAUGCGCCGGGCACGUCUCUUUCCUCCGUCCUUGCCGCAUCACGCGUCACACACACGCGCAGCGGUGAGGCCGAGGAGGCCAUGGAACGGGGUGCGGGCCACUUCUCUCCCAGUGCCUCACUUUGGUUGGGUGUGUGCCGCAGAAUACAACUGCGUGUCAUGUCUGUGUUAACGCUUUGGCUGCGGGAAUACCCGCGCCACUUUGAUGACGCAAUGCGUCACAGCGUCCACCUCUUUUUAGACGACUGCGCCUCGGCCCCCCAGCCAUGGAGCGAUUGCGCUUCGCAGCUUCGAGGAAUGAUGGAGUUUGCGCGGGCCGGCGUUUCAGCCAGCGCCGCAGCUGCGCAGGAUAAACGAGGCGGCGCCAUCGCGGCACGGCGGCAUCGUCUGUGUGAUGGGCCGCCCACUUUACCGUUCCCCUCGGCCACUCGCGGAAGCGCAGCCGAGGAGAACUCCCUCAUGCGGGUGCAGGACGGUGUGGAGUGGAGUCCUUCACUGCGGGCCCUCCCCGGCGCUGGUUCCGCAGCUCGAGUUUCUUGCUGA